This is a messenger RNA of Physcomitrium patens, 1994 nucleotides long. RefSeq names its product protein PHOSPHATE-INDUCED 1. NCBI's taxonomy places the organism in Eukaryota, Viridiplantae, Streptophyta, Bryopsida, Funariales, Funariaceae. The record is from RefSeq and is a predicted model, not a curated record.
AACAUUCAGGUACGCGUGAAUCAGCUUUCUCAUCAUUAUAUGAAGCAUGGGGUUCACCAGGGAAUCCUCGAUGUCGGUUGUCAUGCCAGAUCUAGAUGUCCGUGUUGUAGACAUGCAUUGUAGUCCACAGAAAGUACUAUACACUUCGUUUGGGUUGAACCCAUCGACCUGAAUCCACAUUGCCACUCGCGGAGUACUACAUUGAUCAACACUGUUAGUCAGAGCAUGACCAGGAUCUGCAUUGUGUCGAGAUCAUUAUCUGGUGGUUGAAUUCGAGUAAGGAGAAGACUGCGAGUGCACAUUGUCGGACAGCACUGACCUCCGCAAAGUUUUAAACGCUACCAUCAUGGCCGCUCUGGAUAGGAGCGCGUCGGGCUCCUUGUAUCAGAGGUCUUCCUCCAUGUCGAAGACCGAAACGAGCGACACUACUCCUCUCGGGGAGGCAAUUCUAGUGAAACAAGCGUCGCAAUCUCGUGAUCGCAUGCGCGCGUCACCAGAGCGCACGUCCUCGCCCCGAAGUGAAGGGGCCAGUGCUGGAGUCUGGUACCGCAACAUUGUUAUCGGGCUUGUGGGUACCCUCCUCGUAGUUGCUGUAGUAACCUGGCCCAGUUUCGGCUCUCCAGCGAUCCCUGGCGAGCCUGUACCGGCUCCGGCUACGGAAGAGGACAAAUGGGAGUCUGCCUCAAGAGCUCUUCCCUUCCACCUGUACAUCAGGAAUGCUGUUGGAAGGUCGAAGUUUCUUGUGACGGAUCUAGUUCCCGAUGUUACGUAUCACAGAGGGCCUAUCCUUACUGGUGACAAUAGAAAGGUACUGAAAGUGCAUGUGAUUUUUUACGGUGCUUUCACUAGAGCCCAGAAGUCUAUUGUCACAUCCUUCUUGCAAUCAUUCACUGCCCCCAAGUCCUCCCGCAGCUUCCCCACUGUUGCUAGCUGGUGGGCAAUCGUCACUAAAUACAAGAAUUCAAGAGGUGCCUCAGUUGCACCCACGGUGACGCUCGGUACCCAGGUUCACGACUGGAAGUACUCCUUGACUAAAAGUUUGAAGCAAGGUGACAUGGAGAAGAUUGUCACAUCUUCUCUGAAGAAGGGAUUGGCUUUGGAUCCCGCUGGUGUCUACCUCGUGCUCACCUCCGACGACGUGAACGUCCAAGGAUUCUGCAGCUCUCAGUGUGGAACCCACAGCUCCAUUCGUCCCUCACCUCUCACCAGAAAGACGAGACUCCCUUACGUCUGGGUUGGUAACUCUGCAAAGAUGUGCGGAGGUUACUGCGCAUGGCCAUUCUUCAAGGCUGCCUAUGGAGCUGGGCCUCAGACUUCUGCACUGAAAUCUCCUAAUGGUGAUGCCGGAAUAGACGGUAUGCUCAUCAACGUAGCUGCGAUGCUUGCCGGCACUGCAACCAACCCCUACGGUAAUGGCUACUUCCAGGGCGACGCUAGGGACCCGCUAGAAAUUGCUGGGGUAUGCGCAGGAAUCUAUGGGAAGAACUCUUACCCUGGAUAUCCGGGUGAACUUCUCAAGGAUUCUAGAGGCGCCAGCUUCAAUAUGUAUGGCGCUAACCGUCGCAAGUUCUUUCUGCCGUGGGUCUGGAACCUGUCUAAGAAAGAAUGUGCCGGUCAGGCGUAAUCUUUCACUCAUUAUCAGUGAUCGCUGUUCAGAUAUCCAGUGCACUAAGGCGCACCACGCAGCAUGAAAAGUUCCUGCUGAUGAACAGCCCAAUGUGUAGAUUUACGAGUUACAUGAUUUUUCCCCAUUUCUAGCCGCUUGGAAUUAGGAUUAGCACGAUUACUUCUAAUUGGCGGCGUGAGCCGGCCGCACCAGAUAGAAGAGUCAUGCAUCGCCGUCGCGGAUGUAAAAGAUAGAGCCGGCGUCUGAUUGUUCAAUGCGAAACCAACAUACUUGUUUCGCUCCGUCGUGUUGAAUGCGAAGCAUACUCAACUGCAGACAGUAAAAUUGUUUUCCAAUAUGUGAGAUAUGCAAGUGGGCAUCUACAGAA